AUGCGCCCAUACUUGAGGACGCACGGAAAGCAAGUCGCUAGGCUGCACCUUUUCGACUGGAUCGUGCUGCUCCUACUUGUCGCCAUGUACGCCGUGCUCGGCCUUCUCCAGCCGUUCCACCGGUUCGUCGCAGAAGACAUGAUGGCGAGCCUCCGGUACCCCAUGAAGGACAACACCGUGCCUAGCUGGGCCGUGCCGAUUAUUGCCAUCGUUGUGCCGAUGAUUUUCAUCGUUGGGAUAUACAUCAAGAGGAGAAACGUCUAUGACCUGCAUCAUGCUAUUCUUGGCCUUCUGUUUUCCGUUCUGAUAACGGCCAUCCUGACCGUUGCGAUCAAGGAUGCAGUUGGCCGGCCGCGCCCGGACUUCUUUUGGCGCUGCUUUCCUGAUGGAGUCCCGAAGUACAACAACAUCACCGGAGGUGUCAUAUGCCACGGACAGCGGAGCGUAAUCGAAGAGGGCCACAAGAGCUUCCCAAGUGGGCAUUCUUCAGCUUGUUUUGCGGGGCUUGGAUUUCUGUCAUGGUACCUGGCCGGCAAAAUCAAGGCUUUCGAUCGAGGAGGCCAUGUCGCCAAGCUGUGCAUCGUUCUUCUGCCUCUGCUUCUUGCAACGAUGGUUGCGGUGUCGCGAGUCAGUGACUACUGGCACCACUGGCAGGAUGUGUUUGCAGGUGGAGUUCUUGGAUUGGUGAUUGCUUCGUUUUGCUACCUUCAGUUCUUUCCACCACCCUACAGUAAACAUGGCUGCCUCUGCCACCAUCUAAAACAUGUUGAUUAUUUCAAGCUACUGCGAAUGAACUUAGAGCAGCAAUGCGUGAGUCACUAUCUUUUGGAGGCCAUCGAAGCCCUAAAGAAGGAGCUAGAAAUUCUUGAGGCCGAGAAGACCCGACUUGCAGAGGAGGUUGGGGGUCUCCGUGCUGCCCGCGGUGAUUUGGAGAUCCUUCAGAGGAAGGUUGAUUCCCUAAACAAGGAGGUAGAGGGUGGGAAGGAUGCCGAGCAAUUGGCUGCCGAACGUGCCUUAAAGGCCAUUGAGACGGCUGAUAACCUUCGCAAGACGGUGGACGCCGAGAGGGAGUCCGGUGUUGCCUUGAAGGCGCAGAUGGACAUGCUAACUAGGUGCCUAAAGGAUGCCAAAACUGCCAACUUCCUCAAGCUUCCUGACUUCAUUGGCGGAACUGUCGAUUUUGGAGCGCUGGCUUCUGCCACCAAUCUCUCCAAGAUGCUGAGGCAAGAUAGCUGUCUGCACGUCGAAGGCGUGAAGGAGAAGGACCUUGAGGGCCCGGCUGAGCUCGGAGUGACUUCGCGCGAUGUUAGAAGAUCCGUUCGUAACUUUAUGAAGUCAUUCUGGGUGAAGUUUGGCUGGGCGGAGGCUUGUUCAAUGGCGGAGGCCCGGCUUUGUGCUAUUUUACAAGAGUUGCAGAAGGUGGAGGCUGUGCAUGGUACUGCUACAGAGGCGACGACUCCGAAGGCUCCCUCCGGUGCUGCUGAAGUCUAG
Miscanthus lutarioriparius is the source of this 1491-nucleotide messenger RNA. Lineage: Eukaryota; Viridiplantae; Streptophyta; Magnoliopsida; Poales; Poaceae. The record is from the annotation of a GenBank genome assembly.